Messenger RNA from Physcomitrium patens, 1035 nucleotides. RefSeq names its product protein TIC 20-v, chloroplastic. Lineage: Eukaryota; Viridiplantae; Streptophyta; Bryopsida; Funariales; Funariaceae. The record is from RefSeq and is a predicted model, not a curated record.
UCACCUGGUCUGCGAGGGAGGGAGGACAGGGCAGGUUUGAAUGAAUGCUCGCUCGCUCGGUUGCAUUCCUGUGCAUCCAAUUUCUGCAGUUUUUAGUGUGCGCAAUCUGAGUUUGUGUUCGCUGAGGAGACAUUCUUCGCAGUUGAUUUUCGUCUUAGUUCCUUCUCACAGAGAUGGCUAUGGCGUCGUCCGUCCUCGGGACCUCUUCGUUGCUAUUGCCCAACCAAUUCCAGCGGUGCGCCACACCUGCUAUCUCUCGGAGCUCACUAUGGGCUUGUAGGGAUUCCUCACGACCGCAGAUUGUAGCAGCGCUCAGAAGCGGGGUUGGAGCCUUGGGAGGCAACAGGUUAGGGUUAUCGGCAUUGACGAAGGGUUCGCCGUUGCUCCUGCAAUUAGAGAGAGUGUUAAAUGGAGCAGUUUCGAGGAGAGAGAACUAUGGUAGGGGUUUGAACGUGAGGGCACAGGCCGGGCGAGGAGGGGGCGACAGGGUGAAUGCCGCGGAGCGCGUUGUCGCGGCGUUGGGUUACUUCUUGCCCCUCUUUGACGGAAUUCAGUACGGGCGCUACUUCUUCUUGCAGUUCCCUGUGGCGGAGAGAUUAAUUGCGCCGCUGUUUCCGCUGCUGUCGGCAUACAAAGGCUUCCCCUUCUCGAAUUUCAUUGCUUUCUUUGGGCUCUACUUGGCGGUGGUCAGAAACCCUAGUUUCAGCCGGUACGUGAGGUUCAACACAAUGCAGGCUGUGGUGUUGGACGUGCUUCUCAUCUUCCCUACUCUUGUGGAGCGCACCUUCACCCCUCGUGGCGGAAUCGGUUUCGAGCUUCUCGUGAUUUUCUACAACACCACAUUUUUGUUCUUAGUGGCGUGUUUUCUGUUCGGAGUAGUUUCAUGUAUUCUAGGGAAGAUCCCAAGGCUGCCCUUAGUGGCCGAAGCUGCAGAUCAGCAAGUGUAAGUACAGACAUCCAAUUUCCAUAAUAUCCGUAUAAUUUUCGCUCAUGACGUUUAACCUGUGUUGUGAUACGUCCCGCGACAUCAUCUCA